UAUCGAACGUCCAACCAACCAUAUUCCAGUGUUUAACUCCAUAUAUACAAUUAGCUGUAUUUAUUUUUGAAAAUAAUCAUUUAUUAAUAAAUAUUCAUAUUAUCUGAGUCACAUGUUCUCCAAUGGUUAAAGAAGCAGCAGUGACGUGUGGAGGUCGGACUUCAGGCUUCUCCAAAAGAAAUCCAGUGAUUCACUUCUUUUGCUAUCAUGCCAUAAAUGACAAGCUCAAACAAAACUCCACUAACGACACGGAUUUCUGGCACAUUAAAAGAACCCUGGUAUGAUGAGUUGGUUUAUUCAGAAGCUCAACCCAUUUAAGUCAUCUUCAAAGUGUUCCAGUACACCUGAAUCAAGCAGUAAGUCUUCACACAUUGGCAACAAUGGAGAUGAUAACCCCACAGAAAACAAACAGUGUUCCAGCUCUUCUGAAUCAGGCAGCAAGUCUUCCCUCACUGAUAACAAUGGAGAUGAUAAACCCACUGCACCCAGACGGAGCUGCAACGAUCAAAUUUCUUCUCAAAACACAGACAAAAACAAUCAGGAAGGAAUGUCGGCAUCCAGUGCAUCCACUGAACCUGAGUCUACCAAGAUGCCUGGGUUUGAAUGGGACCACUUUAAGAAGGACUCUGUUGAGAAUACAACUGAGGCAGCAAUGGUGGAGACAAGUGAAGCUAGUCCUCUGCACACUGAUGAUGAUGAAGAAGGAUUAUUGGAGUGGUGGAGAAAUGUGGAAGGUUGGAAUGAAUGGAACGAGGCAACAAACUUUGAGGGAGACGAUGCAGAUCAAGCCAUAGAAGCAGCUGCAGAUCGUGUCUUCAAGGCUGCCCGUCUCUUCGUUUACUUAUUCAAACAGCGAGAAGCAUCACUGUAUAUGCGAGUCGUUGAGUUGCUGGCGGUUGCUGAUGCAGCAGACAGCUUCCAUAAGAAAACUGUGACUGCUAGCAUUGGAGGAGGAGUGGCUAGCGUAGCCGGUAGCAUCACCACCAUCACAGGAUUGGCGCUGGCACCUUUCACUUUUGGCUCAUCACUUAUUGUAACAGCGGUGGGCAUCGGCGUUGCAACAGCGGGGGGUCUCACAUCAGCGUCCGCCAACAUCACCGACACAAUGCACUCAAGGACAGACAGGGCCAAAGUGGAGCAGGUCAUCCUUGGCUACCAGGAGGAGAUAAAGGACAUUAGAAAAUGCCUUCAGUUCUUGCAGACAGGUAUGGAGACACUGGAAGAGUGCAACUUCCACCAGUACAUGGAUAGCAUCUCUACGCGUGCAAUGAACAAGAAUGUCAAGCAUGUAAUGAGGGAGGGGGGGCGUGCUGGCAAGGCAUUACUUAUCAAUGCCGAGAGCCUGGCGAGCACUGUGCAAGUGCUCAGCACCGCCGGUGGGGUUGCCAAAGCCACUCAGGUCCUCAGUAUCACUAGUGGGGUCAUGUCUGGCCUUUUCUUGGCCCUUGAUGUUUUCUUUUUAGCCAAAGACUCCAGGGAGCUGCACAAAGGGGCCAAGACAAAGUUUGCGGCCAAGAUUAGGGAUGUGUGCAAGGAACUGCUGGACGGCCUUAUUGAGCUGAAGAGGAUUAAAAAACAGCUGCAGACAAUCAUGAAUGAUGCAGAGGAGGAGGAAGAGGAGGGAGAAGAUGAUGAUGAGGAAGAAGAAGAGGAGAAGGAAGAAGAAAAGUGCAAGAAAGAUCAGUGAGCACAGAGGUGAAGAGGAUAAUGAGAAUAAAGGACAGAAAGAAAGAAGAUUUGGAAAACUAUUAAGCACAGAGAACUGUAAAAAGGAGAAAGCAAGAAUGUUCAGAUACUGUAUGUUAAGUAUCAGACAAAUACUAAGCUAACAUAAUUUAUUUUGGAGUAAAAAAAAAAAAGUACUUGCAUUGUAGUUUCACAUUAUUGCUAUUUUUAUUGCUGGAGAGAUAGACUAUGAUCCUGAGCCUUACAUAGCCAGGAUUUAGAGUUUCAAAUUGUAUAAACCUUUCAAAUUGCAGGAAGGGAAGUUAUAGUAGGUAAUAACACUACUGAGCUAUUGUCAGUGGUCUGUUACAUUCAGGGUAACAUAACCAGACCAAAAUCUAAUUUUUCUACUGGAAUACUGUAGUCAUUUCAAAAUACAGCAAAACAAAAUGCUUCACUCAUUUAGUUGCCUACCCAGGUGAGGAUAAGAAUAUUUUACAUCUGAUUUUCAAGUAUGUACAGAAGUGCUUUCCUUUAUGCCUUUAAACAUUUGACUGUUAACACUCUGAAUAAUAUUUGCAUAUAUCUUUUUUUUGUUCAUGAAAACUGCCUUAAAGGUGAAACCUUUAAAACUAAGCUGUCUGUGCACUCUCUUUUAAGUAGGGCUGUUAACUUUUGAAAUAUGAAAGCACUCUUCUAUGAUUUAAUAAAAGAUUAAGUGUUGUCUUUGCACCUUA
Ictalurus punctatus (channel catfish) is the source of this 2402-nucleotide messenger RNA. It is a transcript of the gene apold1b, whose product is annotated as apolipoprotein L domain containing 1b. Gene Ontology annotation, molecular function: lipid binding. Gene Ontology annotation, biological process: lipoprotein metabolic process; lipid transport. The transcript is spliced from 11 exons. Bases 281 to 1687 code for a protein of 468 amino acids. Lineage: Eukaryota; Metazoa; Chordata; Actinopteri; Siluriformes; Ictaluridae. The record is from RefSeq and is a predicted model, not a curated record. Gene Ontology annotation, cellular component: membrane; extracellular region.